Colletotrichum scovillei is the source of this 981-nucleotide messenger RNA. Its product is annotated as TatD family hydrolase. The transcript is spliced from 3 exons. Gene Ontology annotation, cellular component: cytosol. The record is from RefSeq and is a predicted model, not a curated record. Gene Ontology annotation, molecular function: 3'-5'-DNA exonuclease activity. The coding region runs from base 1 to 981 and encodes 326 amino acids. NCBI's taxonomy places the organism in Eukaryota, Fungi, Ascomycota, Sordariomycetes, Glomerellales, Glomerellaceae.
AUGACGUCGGACCUGCUUGCCGGCUUCCCGGCAAACGCACCUCCCAAUCCCAAGACCAAACUUCGAUUCGCAGAUGUCGCAGUAACAGCAACAGCAAAAGAUUUCGCCGGCUUCUACAGAGGCAAACAAUACCACCAGCCAGACUUUGACGCCGUCCUCGACCGCGCCUCGGCCGCGGGCGUCGACAAGGUGAUGCUCACGGGCAUGUCCCUCAGCGACGCGGCCACGAACCUCUCCAUUGCCAGAUCGCGGCCGGCUGGGACGUGUUUCGUAACGAUUGGCAUCCAUCCGUAUCACGCCGCGGAGCCUGAUGCUGAAGAGGAUGGCGGCGAGGAAGGUCAUUUCAAAAAGUUAGCGGAGGUCGUCCGCGAAACGUUGAGCUCCGCAUCGGAAGGCAACAUAUCGCCGUUGGCUGCGUUUGGCGAGUUGGGGCUGGACUAUGACCGCCUGAACCACCGGCAGUUGGACCUGUUUGUUGAGGAAAAGUUGGAUUUGCCCCUGUUUCUCCAUUGCCGCUCUGCGUACGAUGACUUCGUGGAGAUCAUCAAGCCAUACCUCUCUAAUCUCCCCCGCCGCGGGCUGGUACACUCCUUUGUGGGCACCUCGGCUCAGAUGAGAACCCUGGUGGAGCUCGGCUUCGACGUCAGCGUCAACGGCUUCAGCUUUCAGGUCAGGGAAAGCCUGGAGAUGGUGGGUGAUAUCCCGCUGGAGCACUUGCAAAUCGAGACGGAUGCGCCGUGGGGUGAGAUACCGGCGGGUUCGGAGAUCGCGAAGAGGUAUCUUGGUAACGCGUCGGCUUUGCCGCAGAGCAAGAAGAAGGACAAGUUCGAGUUGGGGCUUAUGGUGAAGGGGAGGAAUGAGAGUUGUACUAUGGAUAGGGUGGCUUUUGUCGUGGCAGGGUUGAAGGGAUUGAGUGUGGAUGAGGUUGCUGACGCGGCUUGGAGAAACAGUGUCAAGAUGUUUGGGUUCGGCGAAAGCUAA